CGGGUGCGGCGGCUGCCGGACCGGGCGAGGUCCGGUGCGGUCCCGGGGCUCGCGGCUGUUCCGCUCCAAGCCCUUGGCGCCUGCCGCGCCCUCCGUGCCGGGGCUGCCGGGCCGGGGAUGCACGCGGUGCCCGGGAGCCAUGGUCCGCUUCGGGGACGAGCUGGGCGGCCGCUAUGGGGGCACCGGCGGGGAGCGGGCCCGGGGCGGCGGGGCCGGCGGGGCGGGUGGCCCGGGCCCCGGGGGGCUGCAGCCGGGCCAGCGGGUCCUCUACAAGCAGUCCAUCGCGCAGCGCGCUCGGACCAUGGCGCUGUAUAACCCCAUCCCGGUCAAGCAGAACUGCUUCACCGUCAACCGCUCGCUCUUCGUCUUCAGUGAGGACAAUGUCGUCCGCAAAUACGCCAAGCGCAUCACCGAGUGGCCUCCCUUUGAGUACAUGAUCCUGGCCACCAUCAUCGCCAACUGCAUCGUGCUGGCCCUGGAGCAGCACCUCCCUGAUGGGGACAAGACACCCAUGUCUGAGCGCCUGGAUGAUACGGAGCCCUAUUUCAUUGGGAUCUUUUGCUUUGAGGCGGGCAUCAAGAUCAUCGCUCUGGGCUUUGUUUUCCACAAGGGCUCCUACCUGCGGAAUGGCUGGAAUGUAAUGGACUUCGUGGUGGUCCUCACGGGGAUCCUUGCCACGGCUGGAACUGACUUCGACUUGCGGACACUGAGGGCUGUGCGUGUGUUAAGGCCCCUGAAGCUGGUGUCUGGGAUUCCGAGUUUGCAGGUGGUGCUCAAAUCCAUCAUGAAGGCCAUGGUUCCACUACUGCAGAUUGGGCUGCUUCUCUUCUUUGCCAUCCUCAUGUUUGCCAUCAUUGGCCUCGAGUUCUACAUGGGCAAAUUCCACAAGGCCUGUUUCCCCAACAGCACAGAUGCAGAACCUGUGGGCGACUUCCCCUGUGGCAAGGAAGCCCCAGCCCGGCUAUGUGAGGGCGACACCGAGUGCCGGGAGUACUGGUCAGGACCCAACUUUGGUAUCACCAACUUUGACAACAUCCUGUUUGCCAUCUUGACAGUGUUCCAGUGCAUCACCAUGGAGGGCUGGACGGACAUCCUCUACAAUACAAAUGAUGCGGCUGGCAACACCUGGAACUGGCUCUACUUCAUUCCUCUCAUCAUCAUUGGCUCCUUUUUUAUGCUCAACCUGGUGCUGGGUGUGCUCUCAGGGGAGUUUGCCAAGGAACGAGAGCGGGUGGAGAACCGCCGAGCGUUCCUGAAGCUCCGCCGGCAGCAGCAGAUUGAGCGGGAGCUGAAUGGGUACCUGGAGUGGAUUUUCAAAGCUGAGGAAGUCAUGCUGGCAGAAGAGGACAAGAAUGCAGAGGAGAAGUCCCCUUUGGAUGCAGUGUUGAAGAGAGCUGCCACCAAGAAGAGCCGCAAUGACCUGAUCCAUGCAGAGGAGGGGGAGGACCGAUUUGCAGAUCUCUGUGCAGUUGGAUCCCCCUUUGCCCGGGCCAGCCUCAAGAGCGGGAAGACAGAGAGCUCGUCAUACUUCCGGAGGAAGGAGAAGAUGUUCCGGUUCUUCAUCCGGCGCAUGGUGAAGGCACAGAGCUUCUACUGGGUGGUGCUGUGUGUGGUGGCCCUGAAUACAUUGUGUGUGGCCAUGGUGCACUACAACCAGCCGCAGCGGCUCACCACCGCACUGUACUUUGCAGAGUUUGUUUUCCUGGGUCUCUUCCUCACAGAGAUGUCCCUGAAGAUGUAUGGCCUAGGACCCAGAAGCUACUUCCGGUCCUCCUUCAACUGCUUUGACUUUGGGGUCAUUGUGGGAAGCAUUUUUGAAGUGGUCUGGGCUGCCAUUAAACCAGGAACCUCCUUUGGAAUCAGCGUGCUGCGGGCACUACGGUUGCUAAGGAUCUUCAAGGUCACCAAGUACUGGAACUCCCUGAGGAAUCUCGUGGUGUCCCUGCUCAACUCCAUGAAGUCCAUUGUCAGCUUGCUGUUCCUGCUCUUCCUGUUCAUCGUGGUCUUUGCUCUGCUGGGGAUGCAGCUAUUUGGGGGACAGUUCAACUUUAAAGAUGAGACUCCGACAACCAACUUCGAUACCUUUCCUGCUGCUAUCCUCACUGUCUUCCAGAUCCUGACAGGAGAGGACUGGAAUGCAGUGAUGUAUCAUGGGAUUGAAUCGCAAGGAGGAGUCAGCAAAGGCAUGUUCUCCUCCUUUUACUUCAUUGUCCUGACGCUGUUUGGAAACUACACCCUACUAAAUGUCUUCCUGGCUAUUGCUGUGGACAACCUUGCCAAUGCCCAGGAGCUGACCAAGGAUGAAGAAGAGAUGGAAGAAGCAGCUAAUCAGAAGCUUGCUCUGCAGAAGGCCAAAGAAGUGGCUGAAGUUAGCCCCAUGUCUGCUGCCAACAUCUCCAUUGCUGCUUUUGUAAAGCAAACUCGAGGUACUGUAUCUCGCAGCUCAUCUGUCUCCAGCGUAAACUCACCCAGGCAGCAGAACUCCGCCAAGGCACGCUCAGUGUGGGAGCAGCGGGCCAGCCAGUUGCGGCUUCAGAACCUGCGUGCCAGCUGCGAGGCGCUGUACAGUGAGAUGGACCCCGAGGAGCGGCUGCGCUACGCCACCACGCGCCACCUGCGGCCAGACAUGAAGACGCACCUGGAUCGGCCGCUGGUGGUGGAGCCUUGCAGGGACGGCCCGCGGGGUCCAACGGCAGCGGCCAAGACCCGGACCGAGGGCGCGGAGGCCACCGAGGGUACGGACCCUCCGCGCCGGCACCACCGGCACCGUGACAGGGACAGGGCUGCGGCCGCGGGCCCCGCCGUGGGCGAGCAGGAGAGGGCGGACGCCCCGAAGGCGGAGAGCACCGAGCUUGCGGCCCGGGAGGAGCGCGCGCGUCCCCACCGCAGCCGCAGCAAGGAGGCCGCCGGUGCUCCCGAGGGGCGGAACGAGCGCGGCCGCGGCCCGGGCCCUGAGGUUGGUCGGCGCCACCACCGGCGCGGCUCUCCGGAGGAAGCAGCCGAGCGCGAGCCCCGGCGCCACCGUGGCCACAGGCAUGUGCCUGACCCGGGCAAGGAGAGUGCUGCGCCCGCCCCCAAGGGAGAGAGGCGCCAGCGGCACCGGGGCUCCCGGGCUGGCCCCAGGGAGGCGGAGAGCGAGGAACCCGCGCGGCGGCACCGCGCGCGGCACAAGGCGUUGCCCACGCACGAGCCAGCGGAGAAGGAGGCCGGGGAGAAGGAGGGCGAGAUCGCAGAAGGGGACAAGGAGACCCGAAACCACCAGCCCAAGGAGCCUCACUGUGACCUGGAGGCCAGUGGGGUGACAGGUGUGGGCCCUGUGCACACACUGCCCAGUACCUGUCUCCAGAAGGUGGAGGAACAGCCAGAGGAUGCAGACAACCAGCGGAAUGUCACUCGGAUGGGCAGUCAACCUGCAGACCUAAGCACUGCUGUGCACAUUCCAGUGACGCUGACGAGUCCCCCUGGGGAGUCCACAGUGGUUCCCACACUUGAAAAAACGUGUGCCUCUUCUUCUGACCUCCAUGGUUUUGAUGAGAAAUCCACUGUCAUUCGAAUUGUUUUCUUCUUAUAGUUGAGCUCAUCUAUCAAG
Messenger RNA from Castor canadensis (American beaver), 3589 nucleotides. NCBI's taxonomy places the organism in Eukaryota, Metazoa, Chordata, Mammalia, Rodentia, Castoridae. The record is from RefSeq and is a predicted model, not a curated record.